This is a messenger RNA of Drosophila ananassae, 588 nucleotides long. It is a transcript of the gene SLIRP2, whose product is annotated as 28 kDa ribonucleoprotein, chloroplastic. NCBI's taxonomy places the organism in Eukaryota, Metazoa, Arthropoda, Insecta, Diptera, Drosophilidae. The transcript has a single exon. Gene Ontology annotation, molecular function: mRNA binding. The record is from RefSeq and is a predicted model, not a curated record. The coding region runs from base 219 to 488 and encodes 89 amino acids.
UAUCGAUUGUUCCUAGAGAGGAACGUUUGUAUAAAGCUGCCCUGCAUUGCGCUCGAUAAAGUAAAUACUACAUUGAUUAUACAAUUUAAAGUAAUUGUUUAAAAUAAUCGUAAAGUCAAAAAGAUUACAUUGCAAUAAGAGUGCCUCAUUGCGUUACUUUCUCAUCAAUUAUAUUUUGCUGAGGCCCUCGCCACAGAACCUACCUGCGAACUAUAAUCAUGUCCAGCGGAUUUGUACGGAGCUCCUACAAACUGUUCGUUGGUAACCUUCCAUGGACGAUAGGAAGCAAAGAGCUAAGGACGUACUUCUCCCGCUACGGGCAUGUGGCCAACGCGGAGGUUGUCUUUGACCGGCAACUUGGACUCUCAAAACACUACGGAUUCGUGGUCUUCAGUCAAAGAGAUGCAUUCAACAGUGCAAGCAACCAAAACACACACUUCCUGGAAGGGCGCGUUCUGACCGUUCAGAGAGCGAAUGAAAACCCGUAAAAUUCGGUUCUAUUGCGGAGUUUGAUUUACUUCAUACCAAUACAAGGUCAAGGGAAUCGGGAGAUAAUGGAAAUGUAGCAUAUUAAAUGAUCUAAAACCA